Molecule: messenger RNA, 529 nt
Organism: Paramuricea clavata
Lineage: Eukaryota; Metazoa; Cnidaria; Anthozoa; Malacalcyonacea; Plexauridae
Source: the annotation of a GenBank genome assembly
GAGAGUGACGAUGCCGAGCUACAAACAGCGUCUAUCUUUGGUUCAGCAAAAGCAAGUCAAGAAGCAGAUAAUGUUAUCAUUUUGCAAGAUAAGAAAGGAAAAAACGCAGGAAAAUAUCUGCAGGUAUGGGAAGAACAGGGGGACCAAUGUGAAAAUGCUAUCAAUGCAAAAUUUACCAAAUCAGUUUUAUAAUAUUUACUAUAAUAGUGUUAAAAUCCUAAAAUUCCGUAGGGCUAAGUUACCUGCUUUAGUAACUUUUCAUGAGCGAUUGUACUGGUUAAAUUACUGAACCUCAUAUCUCCAUUUGUCUGUUAGGUUACUAAAAACCGUUUUGAUGGCACACUGGGGAAAGUCUACUUAGAUUUCAACCGCGAUUCACUGACCAUGUCAUCCUACCAAGGAACCACCACGACCACUGUGUCAUCUAAGAAAGACAACAAGUUUAUACGAAGUGUCAAGCCUCCUAAAACAGGCCUGAGCUCUAGAAAAACUAAGACUGGUGGUGAGAAUGAAGAAAGGGAAACCGGAG